UUGCGACUCGCCGGAGUCGCCGGACUCGCGUCGUGCAAACGCGAGACACUCGCGAGCGGAGAGAUACUGAACUGAGAGAUACGUCAUGCUUGUCGGUGUUGUGUUUUGCACGCGCGCGUUGCGUACUGUUAAAUUUGUUCAAAUAUCGAAAUAACAAUAAUUUUUACAUAAGCAAUGGCGAAUUUUACCGAGGACUUAUUUGACGUUUUUGAUGAGCACGGCGACGAUGCGGAGAUACCGGAUAUUCCGAGGAAAGUUGAGCCGGAGACGGGAGUGAAGCGACAACUCGACGCGGACGACGACAAGGCAGCCGUAAAAAAGUUGCGACACGAAUCUGUCUUGGAAGAUAUCAAUCUAGAGGAAGUGGCAUGUCGUAUAAAGGUGCACGCCGUAGACACCGUGGAGUCUUGCACGCACGAAAUCGCUAUCCCUCCCGAUCAGGAGUACGUACCUUUGGAACACCAGCAAGGCAAGCCGGCGAAAGAGUACAAAUUUAUACUGGAUCCAUUUCAAAAGGAGGCAAUCUUAUGCAUUGAGAACAAUCAGUCGGUUCUCGUGUCCGCGCACACGUCGGCCGGUAAAACUGUCGUGGCUGAAUAUGCGGUGGCGUGUUCGCUUAGGGAUAAGCAGAGAGUAAUAUAUACUACUCCGAUCAAAGCGUUGAGCAAUCAGAAGUACAGAGAAUUUCACGAGGAAUUUAAGGACGUUGGUUUAGUGACGGGCGACGUUACUAUAAAUCCCACAGCGAGUGUACUAAUCAUGACUACUGAAAUUCUGCGAAAUAUGCUGUACAGAGGAUCAGAGGUAAUGCGUGAGGUUGGCUGGGUGAUUUUCGACGAGAUUCACUACAUGCGUGACAAAGAGAGAGGUGUGGUGUGGGAGGAGACACUUAUACUGCUGCCGGACAACGUGCACUAUGUAUUCCUCUCCGCUACUAUACCAAACGCACGACAGUUCGCGGAGUGGGUGGCGCAUUUACACAAUCAGCCCUGCCACGUGAUCGCUACGGACUACAGGCCUACGCCGUUGCAACAUUAUAUAUUUCCAGUUGGCGGCGACGGCAUUCAUCUGGUCGUGGACGAAACGGGUCAGUUCAAAGAGGAGAAUUUCAACAGAGCUAUGGCGUGCCUGCAGAACAUGGGCGACGCGGCUAAGGGCGACACGAAAGGACGCAAGGGUGGUCUACGGGCCUCGAAUAGCGGACAAACGAACAUCUUCAAGAUGGUAAAGAUGAUUAUGGAGAGAAACUUCGCGCCCGUGAUAAGCUUCAGCUUUUCGAAGAAGGACUGCGAGGUUUACGCGAUGCAAAUGGCCAAAUUGGAUUUGAACACGCUGGAGGAGAAGAAGCUGGUGGAUGAAGUUUUCAACAACGCGGUGGACGUUCUCAACGAGGAGGACAAAAAGUUGCCGCAAGUCAUGAACUUGUUGCCGCUGUUGCGCCGCGGAAUAGGAAUCCAUCACGGCGGACUCUUGCCGAUCUUGAAGGAGACGGUCGAGAUCCUGUUCGGCGAAGGUUUGAUCAAAGCUCUCUUCGCCACCGAAACGUUCGCAAUGGGCUUGAAUAUGCCGGCGCGAACGGUCUUGUUCACCGCGCCCCGUAAAUUCGAUGGCAAGGAUUUCCGUUGGAUCACGUCGGGUGAAUACAUCCAGAUGUCCGGUCGCGCCGGUAGGAGAGGCCUCGACGACAAAGGGAUCGUCAUACUGAUGAUAGACGAGCAAGUCAGCCCGGUCGUUGGUAAAGCAAUCGUUCAAGGAAAGCCGGAUCCGAUCAACUCCGCAUUUCACUUGACUUACAACAUGGUUCUUAAUCUUCUCCGCGUAGAGGAGAUUAAUCCGGAAUACAUGUUGGAACGAAGCUUCUUCCAGUUUCAGAAUCAAGCUGGCAUUCCAAUUUUGUACAAUAAGGUGCAGGAAUUAUCUACCGCUUACAAUAUCGUGAACGUGGACAGGUACGACGAGAUUUCUUCGUAUCAUGACAUACGUGAACAACUCAAUCGACUGACCGCACAGUUUCAAUCAUUUCUAACGCAACCGGAGUACUUAGUUCCGUUUUUACAGCCUGGAAGAUUAAUAAAAGUGAAAAACGAAAACGAAACGUUCGACUGGGGCAUCGUAGUGAAUUUUAAGAAAAAAAAUCCGAAAAAUCCAGUGAAAGACAAGACAGUUAUUGUCAUUGACGCUUUACUUAAUGUAUCGAAAAAUUCGAAAAAAGACAAUCCAAUUCCAUGCCGCGAAAAUGAGGAAGGCGAAAUGGAAGUGGUUUCUAUUAUGCACAAUUUAAUUUCACAAAUCAGUUCACUGAGAUUGCAUUAUCCAAAAGAUCUUAGACCGCUUGAUAACAGAAAGAGCGUACUGAAGACAAUACGAGAAGUGAAAAGAAGAUUCCCGGAAGGUCCGCCGUUACUCAAUCCUAUUACAGACAUGCAUAUAGUGGAUCAGGCUUUUAAAGAUGUUGUAAAAAAAAUUGAAGCAUUAGAGAAGAGAUUGUAUGCACAUUCUUUGCAUAAGGACCCCAACGUGAAUGUAUUGUACGAACAAUUUUUGCACAAGGAGGAAUUGGCUGCGCAACUUAAGCAAGCCAAGGAGGAGUUUAAGCAGGCCAAAUCGAUACUUCAGAUGGACGAGCUCAAAUGUAGGAAGCGAGUUUUGAGGAGAAUGGCGUAUUGCACGUCGGCGGAUGUGAUAGAAUUGAAGGGACGCGUGGCUUGUGAACUGAACGGUGCCGACGAGCUGUUAAUGACCGAGAUGAUUUUUAACGGUCUCUUCAAUGCCUUGAGCGUGCCGCAGAUGGUGGCGUUGAUCAGCUGUUUUGUAUGCGACGAAAAAUCGAACGAAAUGCCGAAAAGUACAGAUGAGUUGAGCGGUCCGCUCAGGCAGAUGCAGGACUUGGCUCGAAGAAUAGCGAAGGUAUCGACGGAGGCCAAUCUGGAGUUAGACGAAGACGCGUAUGUCGAUCGAUUCAAGCCGUAUUUAAUGGACGUUAUAUACGCUUGGUGUAAAGGCGCAACAUUCUUACAAAUUUGCAAAAUGACAGAUAUAUUUGAAGGAUCUAUCAUCAGGUGCAUGCGACGUUUAGAGGAGGUGCUUCGACAAUUGUGUCAGGCUGCGAAAGGUAUCGGAAAUACAGAUCUAGAAAAUAAAUUCAGCGAGGCGAUCAAACUUAUAAAACGAGAUAUUGUGUUUGCUGCGUCCUUAUAUUUAUAAUGCAGGAAAGAAUAAACUAGUUUGAUGGAGUAA
This is a messenger RNA of Wasmannia auropunctata (little fire ant), 3237 nucleotides long. It is a transcript of the gene Mtr4, whose product is annotated as superkiller viralicidic activity 2-like 2. The transcript has 10 exons. Bases 175 to 3204 code for a protein of 1009 amino acids. Gene Ontology annotation, biological process: RNA catabolic process; maturation of 5.8S rRNA. Lineage: Eukaryota; Metazoa; Arthropoda; Insecta; Hymenoptera; Formicidae. Gene Ontology annotation, molecular function: ATP binding; RNA helicase activity; RNA binding. Gene Ontology annotation, cellular component: nucleus. The record is from RefSeq and is a predicted model, not a curated record.